Molecule: messenger RNA, 1615 nt
Organism: Neolamprologus brichardi
Lineage: Eukaryota; Metazoa; Chordata; Actinopteri; Cichliformes; Cichlidae
Source: RefSeq, a predicted model, not a curated record
AGGUGGUCACAUGUCGCCUUUAUGAGGGAAAGAGUUACAGGUGCUCACAAGGCAAAGGGGGGUUCCAACUCAGUACUAGCAAGGCAUACCUAAUAAAGUGACUAUUGAAUGUACAUAAGAAAAUGACACGUUUCAUCAUGAUCUCUUGCAUUUAUUGUCUGUCUGCCGUGUUUUUUGUGCACUACCCAGUGGCUGCUAAACAGGGGGAGUCGGAUCCAGAGAGGAAGGAGACGCGGCAGAAAGUGGACGACGACAGGAAGCAUGAGAUCGAAGCUGCCAUCGUUCGCAUCAUGAAGUCUAGAAAGAAGAUGCAGCACAAUGUCCUGGUAGCAGAGGUCACACAGCAGUUGCGGGCACGAUUCCUUCCUAGUCCUGUAGUCAUCAAGAAACGCAUUGAAGGACUCAUUGAGAGGGAAUAUUUGGCAAGAACACCGGAGGACCGCAAAGUGUACACUUAUGUAGCAUAAAACAAAUUAAUUCAAUGAAAGCUAGCGUCGAGUUGAAAGAAGCUGAGGGCCUUUGUUUUUUUUCUUUUUCUUUUUUUUUUGGUGGACUGCUAUGUGUUUGAACAAACUUGGAAAUGCUUUCAUUGUUGAUUCUGGGAAACACUGGGAAGGUUAACAUUUCUUCCAUAAAAAUGUGUUUAAAAAAAGAAAAGAGUAAAAAAAAAAAAAAAAAAAUCAUGCGAAGGAUGGUGAAGUUUUCUAGCAUUAUUAGAUUUCUUCAGCUGAGAGAACUGAAAUGAGGGAGUCUAGUUUUGUAUAAAAUCCAUGUUUCUUGUGGCCUUUGGAGAGAACUUAGUGGGCCUGUUUGCGGGCUAACGACGCGCCGCCACCCAACGAGCGCAUCAGAGGCCACACGGAGAACGAGAAAACAUUUGAACUCACUCCCCUGUUUUUAAAUGUUGAUGUCAAUGUGUUCUGUUUGUGUUUUGUGGCACAAUAAUGGCUGUACAGGUUGACAGAUAGGCCUUUUUCCUCUCAAGAGGAUUUUUAGAUUUAAAGAAGAGGACAGAGUGUUAACUGGUACAGACCUGGUUUACAAACAGCAGUGAAAUACAUUUUGAGUACUUGAGAAAACAUGAAGAGUGCUUAAUUUAUGUUGCAAAUAGGUCUGGGGUGCUUUUUUUUUUUUUUUUUUUAGGGAGGGUGGGGGGGUUGUUUUAAUGUCUACUAUCAAACAUGUCCACCUCACAGCUGAACUAUUUAAUGCCAUUCUCAUUUGGCCAGGUCUGUACUAGUGGUUAUAGAGAUCAAGGGCUGUUGCUUCACAGCAUGCUUUUAUCUAUUGGAUCAAUCAGGGGAAUAUAAGACACACAUGAAACUCCAUAAAAGGUGUUUGGACUCUCAUGACACAUUUUUCACGUAAGGCCUGCUGUAUGAUAGGCCACCCACCCCCCUAAAAAAAAGAUUUCUCUCUGAAUGGAAGGUUCCUGGUGGUGCAGGUGUGCAAAGAGGAUAUUAUUUUUCGUUCUCGACUGCAUUUUGAUCAGCUGGAACCAGUUUAGCACCAUGUUCUAAUGUGUACAAAUUGUAAAAUAAAUAUUGUACUCACUGCAAAGGUGGAUUGUACAGGGCCUUGUUUUCAUCAUAUUAAAUGUAGAAUUUAAAAAAAA